Molecule: messenger RNA, 4764 nt
Organism: Peromyscus californicus insignis
Lineage: Eukaryota; Metazoa; Chordata; Mammalia; Rodentia; Cricetidae
Gene: Fbxl7
Product: F-box and leucine rich repeat protein 7
Exons: 4
Coding region: 487-1962 (491 amino acids)
Biological process (GO): SCF-dependent proteasomal ubiquitin-dependent protein catabolic process
Cellular component (GO): SCF ubiquitin ligase complex
Molecular function (GO): protein binding
Source: RefSeq, a predicted model, not a curated record
UCUCCGCUCACUCGGGGCAUCGCAACAAGUGGCCGCCGCGCCCUCCCCGGGGAAGCCGCGGACACACGGGGGUGCAGGGAGGAAGCGGCGGAGCGGGACAGCCCGGGGCAGGCGCGGCUCAGCGCGCACGGCUGGGGACCGCGGAGGCGCAUGGGGACCCCGCGGCGGCGGUGGCGCGGCGAGCCUAGGGGCGGCACCGGGGCGCGGGCUCUGCGUCGCGCAGCUCCCUCGCUCCUGGAGCGCGGAUUCUGAGAUUCCCCAGUGGCUGUCCUGGACCCGGCCUGCCACCCCGUGGGUGCCUGGAGAGGACCUAGUACUCCCCGCUCCCGCCGCAGAGCAGGGCCGUCCCCUCCCAGAUCGGCCCACAGAAGGGGCAUGUGCAGCUAACGGUCCGGUCCUGACCGCUUUCCUCUGCCCCGCCGCCGCCUAGGAGGUGCGCCCCAGCUAUGCAGUGUCCAGGGAGACGGCGGGCAUGACGGCGACAGGAUGGGCGCGAACAAUGGCAAACAGUACGGCAGUGAGGGCAAAGGCAGCUCAAGCAUCUCAUCCGACGUGAGUUCAAGUACAGAUCACACGCCUACCAAAGCCCAGAAGAAUGUGGCCACCAGCGAAGAUUCUGACUUGAGCAUGCGGACACUGAGCACGCCCAGCCCAGCCUUGAUAUGUCCGCCAACUUUGCCAGGAUUUCAGAAUGGAAGGGGCUCCUCCACUUCUUCAUCCUCCAUCACAGGGGAGACAGUGGCGAUGGUUCACUCCCCACCCCCGACCCGCCUCACUCACCCACUCAUCCGGUUGGCCUCCAGACCCCAGAAAGAGCAAGCCAGCAUAGACCGGCUCCCGGACCACUCCAUGGUGCAGAUCUUCUCCUUCCUGCCCACCAACCAGCUGUGCCGCUGUGCACGUGUGUGCCGCCGCUGGUACAACCUGGCCUGGGACCCGCGCCUCUGGAGGACUAUCCGCCUCACGGGCGAGACCAUCAAUGUGGACCGUGCCCUGAAAGUACUGACCCGUAGACUUUGCCAGGACACACCCAAUGUGUGCCUCAUGCUGGAGACUGUCAUUGUCAGUGGCUGCCGGAGGCUCACAGACCGAGGACUUUACACCAUUGCACAGUGCUGCCCAGAACUGAGGCGCCUGGAAGUCUCAGGAUGUUACAAUAUCUCCAACGAAGCUGUCUUUGAUGUGGUGUCCCUCUGCCCCAACCUGGAGCAUCUGGAUGUGUCAGGGUGCUCCAAAGUUACUUGCAUCAGCUUGACCCGGGAGGCCUCCAUUAAACUGUCCCCCUUGCAUGGCAAACAGAUUUCCAUCCGAUACCUUGAUAUGACGGACUGCUUCGUGCUGGAGGACGAAGGCUUGCACACCAUCGCAGCUCACUGCACGCAGCUCACACACCUCUAUCUGCGCCGUUGCGUCCGCCUCACCGACGAGGGCCUCCGCUACCUGGUGAUCUACUGCACGUCCAUCAAGGAGCUGAGUGUCAGUGACUGCCGCUUUGUCAGCGACUUUGGCCUGCGGGAGAUCGCCAAGCUGGAGUCCCGCCUGCGGUACCUCAGCAUCGCCCACUGCGGCCGCAUCACGGAUGUGGGCAUUCGUUAUGUGGCUAAGUACUGCAGCAAAUUACGCUACCUCAACGCGAGGGGCUGCGAGGGCAUCACGGACCAUGGCGUGGAGUACCUGGCCAAGAACUGCACAAAACUUAAGUCUCUGGACAUUGGCAAAUGUCCUCUGGUCUCUGACACGGGCCUUGAAUCCCUGGCUUUGAACUGCUUCAAUCUCAAGAGGUUAAGCCUCAAGUCCUGCGAGAGCAUCACGGGCCAAGGCCUGCAGAUCGUGGCCGCCAACUGCUUUGACCUGCAGAUGCUGAAUGUCCAGGACUGUGAAGCUUCAGUGGAGGCCCUGAGGUUUGUGAAGCGCCACUGCAAGCGCUGUGUCAUUGAGCAUACCAACCCUGCUUUCUUCUGAAGGGACAGCUUCCAUCGGGCAUGCUUUCACAGCAAUGUGAACCAAUGCUCUGUAAACGUAGCCCACGUAAGCACCCACACCCACUCAUAGCCCCUGUUUCUUCCGUGAACGUUCUUAGGAGUCUGGCUUUUUAUUUUUAUUUCUUAUGAGCAAACGAGGUCAAAGAAGGAGGAAAACCAAAUUUCUACCAUGGUAAACUGGUUCUGGUUGGUUUGUUUGUAGACAUAUCCUCUCACAAAGGAUGCAUGCACCUCCGCAGGCUGGUCACUGUGUCUUCUGAAACGCACCUUACCUCAUCUUCCCUUCCCCCUCCUGUACAUAAGCCAUUCCCCCAAAGUUCCACACCCUCAUCUUCCAAGCCUGCAACAGCUGCAGCAUUAAGCAUCAGAAUACGCCCUCUGAAGCUGCCUCUUAAACUAAUUGGUGGGCAAAAGCCCCACUCCUAAAUUCCACACCAAGCAAAAUUGGGGUUAAAGUAGCGUUAACACUUUAUAUGUGCGAAGAGCUUCCCUGUGUGAAUGCAUUAUGGCAAAUCACACGGCGUAAGAGGAGACAUGUUUUCUCUCCCAGCUCUGCCACUAACUAGCUGUGUGACCUUGGUCUAAAAACACCUCACCUUUCCGGGCUUCGGCUUCCCACCACCAGAUGCCAGAGGUAGGGGGCGAGCCUCAUGCCCCUUUUAGAGUUGAGAGAAUAGUGAUGCCGAUAAGCACAGUUUUGCAUAAAGAACUUGGUGUAAAGCACACAGAGAGCACUUCUGAGAGAAUUGGUUGUGUGGAUGAGCUGUGCUUUCAGGAGGUACUGUGGGGUAACCGUCAGUGCACACAGGAUCCGGGUGCACAUAGGGUCCGGGGUGCACAUGGGAUCCUGGGUGCACAUAGGGUCCUGGGUGCACAUGGGGUCCUGGGUGCACAUGGGGUCCUGGAUGCACAUAGGGUCCUGUGUGCACGUAGGAUCCUGGAUGCACGUAGGGUCCUGGGUAUACAUAGGGUCCUGGGUGCACAUAGGGUCCUGUGCAUCUCCUUUUACUCUCCUCUGAGAACCAACACAAACUCUGUUUGGUGGGCUAGGCUUUUGCACAUCUUCUGCUAUGUUGGAUGCUUCGACUUCCAUGCACGUGUGCUGUAGCAUUCUCUCACACCAUCACAUCCAGCCCAGGCAGGCAGGAGAGUGCACCAUGACAGGAAGCCUGUAUCUCCCUGUCAGCUUGCACCUUCGAGCAUUUUUCAAAUCUAAGUAAAGACCCUUAUAAUUUUUAAUUAACAAGUGAGGUCCAAGGGAACCCACAUCCUUAAAGGUGUUUCUAACCCUUCUCGGGACACAUAUGCUAUGCUUCAGGCACAUCUGUCCUGCAGCCCGGCAGGGACAGACACCUUGGUCCUUUGUCAUUCACAUUUUAUCUCGACUCCUGUCAUCUAUUUAUUUCUCCAUCAGAUGAGGCCCAUUGGGGUUAAGUUUAUAAGUGUCUAAUUGUACAAAUACCACCUUGCCUGCUGUCUACAUGUUUUCCACUAACUAAUGUAAAACAGGCUUGCAGGUGUUUCAAUAUUGUUCCCUCAGAAGUGCCAGGCACACAGAGGAGGGAGCACACUGAUAAGCCAGAUGCUGGUCCACCCAUCAAAGCACUGGGACAGAACAUGAAAAUCAUUUCAAAAUUUGAAUUUUAAGUUGAUGGACUUUCAAAUGCUCCCUUCUGAAUAGAAAGCAAUUUACUAGUUUCAUUUUUAAAAAUCAGAUAGAAGAAAUCCUGUCACUUUUUUUUUUUCAUGAACUCCAGUUGUCUUUUGUUAGUAAACCCAGUACUUUCCCCAGUUUAUUCUCUGGCUACUUUCCUUCUCCAUCACUGUUGAAACAGUUCACCCACCUUCUUCUCCAAGUGUCUGUCCUCCGAUCCCAGAGCCUCUGCCUCUCCAAGCCAAGCAUGUGACAUUGGCUCCAGACCAAGCUUAUAUAUGCGCAGCUCGACAACUGCACUCUAGCUGUAGGCUCCGGUGUGUACUAUUGUCUUGUGUUGGGAAGGAGACGUUAAGUGACAAACUGGCAACUCUUCAGGAGGUUCUGCCAUCCAUCCUGCAAAUCCCAGCCUCUGUUCAGUUCACACCGUCAUCAGCACAGAUGGGUGAGCAAGAUGAUGUCAUAAGGGAAAAUAAAAGUUCAGCCUGGGGACAGGACCUAGUGACAGCCAUUGAGUUUAGAAUCAUAGAAGGACUUCAGCAUAGAACCCCUCCCUCUGCCCUCCUGACUUGGGGCUCUGCUUAAAGUUUGAGCUGAAGAGUCACCGUGGGUUGUCUGUAACCCUUGAUAUUGGAACAUUCCAAAUGAUUUGGUUCACUACUCCCCAGAAUGGGCAGGGGAAUCCAAAGUGGUUCCCUGAGCCAUUUUUAGUGACUCUAUCAUCACUGAGAGUACAUCACCUGAACUGUCUUUCAUGUGAGACCCAGGGGACAUUUCACACUCGCUGGCUGCCCAGAACAUGUCUCUUUCCCAGUUUCUCCCUUUCCCAUCCUCUUCACCCAUUCUGCUCUCCAUCAGGGUAGGGGUAUGGAUCUGUGACAAAGGUUCCUGGGAACAGCUUGGUGGAUUUUCUUGAGGCCAAGCAAAGGGCCUCUUUAAGAAAUGUAUCUGUUUUAAAACAUGGCUUCCUUCCUGGCUCGGCUAAAUUGAAUGCUCAUUUGUUGUUGCUGUUCUUUGUUUGUUUGUUUGUUUCUCUUUAACUCUAAUGUUCAAAUCACUGCGUGCUGUAUGACUCUAGAAAGCCUUAAUUUACUUCCACCAAGAAAUAAAGCAAUAUGUUGGCAAUCA